AUGGCAGCCUCGGCACACCAGCCAGCGCCGCAGCCCAAGGGCAGACCCAAGAACAGACCGAAGAGCAAGGCCAAGGGCAAGGCGAGGGGCAGAGCGAAGGGAAAGGCGAAAACCAAGGCCGCCAACAGCAAAGCCAAGACCAAGGGCGGCGGCGGGCAGCAGCGGCGCAAGAAGCGUGAUGACGAUGAGGAGUGGGAGGACGAGGGUGAUGGUGAGGGUGAUGGUGAGGGAGAGGCCGAGGGUGAUGGUGAGGGUGCUCGUGACGGUGAGGCCAAGGGCGAGGAGCAGGACGGCGACGGCAAUGGACAUGCUCCCCCGCCCCCCGCCUUCCAGCAAUACGCCGACCAGGCCAAGGAGGCCGAGGUGUUCGCGAUCGCACACGAGGCCGAGCAGGCAGCAGCCAAGCAGAAGGCGCGUGCCGGUGCAGUCGAGAAGAAGGAAGCACAGAAGAAGCUGCGGGCCGAACACAAGCAAAAGGUACCUACAGGCAGGCAGAAAUGGGAUCGAACAUGCAUCUCUCACUGUCGCUUUUUCUCUGUGAGUGGUGUGUGUGUGCGCGUGUGUGUGUGUGGUGUGUGUGUGUGUGUGGAAGACGAGGAGGGUGACACCAAUGCUGUUGAUAAAGGUAGGUGGGAGCAGCACGAGCAACAGAUACCACCACACGCCACGUUGCUCGUGCUGCUCCUUCCAGUUGUUGUUGUUGGUGAUGCGCGGCCGUCGAGCGCUACGUGAGUGCCCACUGUUCGGACGACUGAAAAGGCAUCAGAACAGAAGCACAACAGAAGGGACACCUCAAGCGUGCUCGAUGACUGAGUUUGAGUGAGUGAGUCGUGCUGCCGUACCUCAUCUAGGCAGAUCUGUCGUUCAUGGCUCUGCAUCGUUGGUGCAUCUCUGUCCAUCCAUACAUCUACUUUUGGUGAAAUCGGCGCUAGUCUGCCUCACA
This is a messenger RNA of Vitrella brassicaformis, 943 nucleotides long. Lineage: Eukaryota; Vitrellaceae. The record is from the annotation of a GenBank genome assembly.